Atta colombica is the source of this 703-nucleotide messenger RNA. RefSeq lists its product as uncharacterized. The record is from RefSeq and is a predicted model, not a curated record. The coding region runs from base 299 to 490 and encodes 63 amino acids. The transcript is spliced from 2 exons. NCBI's taxonomy places the organism in Eukaryota, Metazoa, Arthropoda, Insecta, Hymenoptera, Formicidae.
CCUUGGCCAUAUUCUCUCUCUCUUUCUCUUUCUCCUUCUUUCUCUUUCUUCGUGGGCUGACUCACUCUCUCGAUCAGGUAAACGUAAACCUGCGCUGGCUGCCACUUCAUGUCCGAUUCCUGAAUCAGUCGCACAGGCACUAGCGAGUCGAGCGCUCCUCGUGUUGUUCUCUCGAUCGGGCCCCACGAUUGUCACGAUUCGUCGUUGAUCCUUCAAUACGUAGUCCAGAAAUUACGCGGACCACGACUGGAUUCUAAUCGUUCAGAGCAUUUCCUCAGAUUUAGCAGGGGAGGGAGACAUGGAGUCGUGGCUGAGCGACGUUCAACGUGUGCGGAUCCCGCGGCCCAAAUUCGGCAGCGGCAAUUCCGUGCGGCGAUCGAACUCGGCGGUGCAGCAUUCGACGCGCUCGGAGAUGCACUCCCAUCGACAGGGUCAGGACGUGGCCAAGGCCACGGAGGAGCUGCGCCAGGCGCUCCAGGACAAGCUCUGACCGACCUCGCGGCCGUCGUAGGGUUCCGGCGAGGGCGCGAGAACUUACUUCACGUACCUUCCUCGCCAUCCUCGUACCUGCCUGUCAUGAAGAGAGCCUGCUCGACGACGAGUGAUCUCGAAUCGUUGAAUUUCCAAUCGCCGUUAUCGAGCGUUUUUAAAGUUUCCGAAUUUUAAGAUAAUUUUUUAAUGUAGAUUUUUAGAUAAUAAUUAU